Cercospora beticola is the source of this 1168-nucleotide messenger RNA. RefSeq names its product ribonuclease (gene NUC1). Gene Ontology annotation, biological process: apoptotic DNA fragmentation. Gene Ontology annotation, cellular component: mitochondrial inner membrane; nucleus. The record is from RefSeq and is a predicted model, not a curated record. Gene Ontology annotation, molecular function: nucleic acid binding; single-stranded DNA endonuclease activity; RNA endonuclease activity. Lineage: Eukaryota; Fungi; Ascomycota; Dothideomycetes; Mycosphaerellales; Mycosphaerellaceae.
GUAUGGGAGCAUGUGAUCGCAGCAGCGACAGACAUAAGGACAACGAGCAUCGCACCGCUUCUGCAUGUCAGGUUCCGCCAUGUCCAAGGCCACUCUUGCUAUUGUAGCGGGCGCCAGCGCUGCAGUUGGAGCAGCCACGACAGCAGCCAUCUACGGCAUCAGCAGACCAAAAGAGACUGUAACGAACACAAUUGCAACCUCGACAACUACUUCCACAACAUCGAAGACUGCACCACCUCCUCCAUCCCCGAUUCCACCGAUUCCUCAGCGCGACGACCCGAGACAUCCAAUGCUGCCUCCUGUCGACCCUGCUGGUGUAUUUCAAUACGGUUUUCCCGGUCCCGUCUCAGAUAUUCGCAACGCUCCCUCGCUCACAAGCUCGUACAAUCGCGCAACACGGAACCCACAUUGGGUCGCAGAGCACAUCACACCCCAAUCUCUUCUCAUUCAGAACGGCGAUCGCCGGCACAGCCAAUUCACAGAAGAUGCCUCGAUCCCAGAAAAAUUCCGAGCGAAGCUGAAAGACUACUUCCGGUCAGGCUAUGAUCGUGGACACCAAGUUCCUGCCGCAGAUGCGAAAUGGAGUCAAGAGGCGAUGGAUGGCACAUUCGCAUUGUCAAACAUGUGUCCGCAGGUCGGAGAGGGCUUCAAUCGGGACUACUGGGCACAUUUUGAGGACUUUUGCAGGAGGUUGACAUCGUACUAUCCUAGCGUGCGAAUUGUCACAGGACCUUUGUAUCUGCCGAAACGGGAUCCCGUUGAUCAGAAGUGGAAGGUCAGUUAUGAGGUUGUUGGACACCCGCCAAAUGUGGCUGUGCCGACGCACUUCUACAAGAUCAUCUUUGCAGAGGACGGGAAGGCUGGAGGGAAAGUGAGUUUGGGAGCUUUUGUGUUGCCCAACGAUAAGAUUCCGAACGACAAGCCGCUGGCAGACUUCGAGGUGCCCAUUGAGGCGGUUGAGAGGGCAAGCGGACUGGAGUUUGCGAGUCUGUUGCCCCCAGCGAGAAGGAAGCAGCUGUGCAAGGAAGUGAGCUGCAGUGUCAUCAUCAAGGAGUACGCGGAAAGGCAGAAGGCUUUCACGAAGAGUCCGGCACAAAUUCAGCCCAGCCCUGCGCAGCCACCUGCGCAUACGCCUUGGGGUUCGAGAUGAUCGAGGGAGUUAGGUUGA